UGUCCCUUCACGGCGGAGCUGCAGAGGCUCUGCCCGGGUGGGCUCCGCGAGGGCCGGCUCGGAGCCUCGCCCACGGCCGGGGCUGCGGGGUCUGUCCCCAGCCCGGGGGCGCCGGGGAGCGGUGCGGGAAGGCGGAGGGAUGUCGGGCCGAGCGGAGCGGGCAUGCCCGGGCACAUCCCGCGGGCGCAUGGCCGAGCGGCUGCUUCCCUCUAGCGGGGACCGGGGGCUCGGCCGCCGCCUGCGCCGGGCCCCGCACCUCCCUCCCUCCCUGCCUCCUUCCUUCCCUCCUUCCCUGCCUCCCUCCUUCCCUCCCUCCUUCCCGCCGCCCCGCGGCACGUGGGGAAGGCGGGACGCGCUUCCGGAGCGGCGGCGGAGCGUGUAAGAUCGUCUGACUUGUAGCAAUGGGGAGACCCAGGAAGGAGUCUGCUGGCACAUCAUCCCCCCGACCGGCCACAACCGCCGCCAAAACUGCUCCCGCUGCGCCCCCGCCUUCCACUUCAGCCCCCCGGGCCAGGGCUGCAGGGAGCCAGCCCCGAGGCACUUCGGCUGCCAAGGCUGCCACCCCCACGCAGGGGCGGGGGACAAAGGCAGACUCUGCUCAGCCGAGAUCCACAGCAUCCCGUGGAGCCCGAGGAGAAGCUGGGGACAAGAGCAGAGCACCCAGCUGGAGCUCUACAACCCAGAAGGCGCCUGAUGCCAGGGGAGCCGCCGGGCCUGCCCGAGCUGACCUGUACCCGCAGAAGAAGCAGCCUGGGGCUGACCUCAGCAAGGCCUGUGACCAGUUCCUGCCCCGUGUGAAGGGCCAGGACAUCCCGAAGGUGGAGAAGGAGACCCGGGGCCAGCGGGAGAACCCCAAGUGGUACGAGUGGCGGGAGAACCGCAUCACUGCCUCCGUGGCCCCCAAAAUUGCCAACAGCAAGUUUGCCAACAGCAAGACAGACGAGGUGCCCAAGUCUUACCUAAAAGAGGUAGUGAGCUCUGGCUCCAAGGUGCAGACCCCAGCCAUGUCCUGGGGGAUCCGCAACGAGAAGGUGGCUGUGGAGGCCUACAAGCAGAAGUCACAGAGGGAGGGCAGGCCAGUGCAAGUGGAGGACUGUGGCCUCUUCAUUCACCCCGAGAAGAACUGGCUUGCUGCCAGCCCGGAUGGGAUCAUCAAGGAUCCAGCCACAGGGAAGGACCUGGGGCUGCUGGAGGUGAAGUGUCCCUACAAGCACAGGAACAGGACGGUGCGUGAGGCCUGCAAGGACAAGGACUUCUGCCUGGAGGUGGAUGGGGAUUCCUAUGCCCUGAAGAAGAAUCAUCCCUACUUCACCCAGGUCCAGUGCCAGCUGGGAACCACUGGCUUGCAGCGGGCUGACUUUGUGGUGCACACCAACAAGGAGACAGCUGUGGUCCCCGUGGAGUUUGACAGCGAGUUCUGGGGGAAGACAGUGCCCAAGCUGGAGAAGUUUUACACGGAGGCAGUGAUUCCCCACCUGGAGCAGAAGGCAGGCAGCUCUGUCUGGGCCAAGGAGGAGUAGACCACUCCUGCCUACCUCAACUGGAUACUUGCUUGGUUGCAUAACUCCAGCUUUGUUCCGUAGCAUAGAAGUUAUACCCAGGUUAGUUGCUGUUCCUGAACUGUUCACAGCCAUAGAACUGAAAAGUUGUACCAGCAGGACCCUGCUUGGUAAGGGUCCCCCCAAACAGUGCCUUCUUGCUGCCCCAGCCAGGUCAGCACUCAGACCCCAGAGCCUUCUUGUCCUGUCACCCUCACUGUCCCCUACCUGUCCCAACAGCAUGCCUGAUAGAAGCUGGCACACAUCUGUGGAUCUGCAAAUGAAACCAGUAUCUCUGUGUUAGAAUUAGAGGCUUAUUUUGUGGAGAAAACUGGAACCUUUCGUACCUCAGUUGCUGUCGGGACUGAUUUCUAACUGCACUCCAGAGUGGAGACAGAGACAAGGAAGGUUUGUCAGAGCCCAAGAGCAAAACUCUUCUUUUGAGCCAGUGAUGUGCCUUAAGCAUCAGAGCAAAGGCACAUGGACACUCUUCCUCCCUGAGCCAUCAGACCUGCUGCUUCUGUGGCAUAACCCACGACAUUCCCUGUGAGAUGGCAGCAGGCUGUGGAACAUGAUUCCCACUGAAGAGGUUGUCCCCCAGGCCAUGCACCUCCUGAGGACCUACCCAUGGAGCAUCCCUGUAAACUGCAGCAGCGUGGGGAGGUGGUCAUUGUCAAAUUAAAUACAGAUGCACUGGUC
Molecule: messenger RNA, 2237 nt
Organism: Passer montanus (Eurasian tree sparrow)
Lineage: Eukaryota; Metazoa; Chordata; Aves; Passeriformes; Passeridae
Exons: 2
Coding region: 402-1520 (372 amino acids)
Source: RefSeq, a predicted model, not a curated record